AUGGACCACACCUCCUACACCACAGAAUUGCACAAAAUUGAAGAUGAACUCACCAGAGUGAACCAGAAAAUUAAAGAGCUGGCUGAUUGCAGAAAGUCAUUACUGCAGCGAAAAAAACGUCUUGAACAAUUAUGCUCAGUCAGUACCAGUGGUACAGAGUUUUUAUCAAGAUGGAAUAAAACAGAUUUUUUGUGGUCGGACAAAGUCUCAGAAUUGUUGAAUAACAAAUUCAAAUUGAAAGAAUUCAGGCAGCAACAGUUAGCAGUCAUCAAUGCUACAUUAUCAAGCAAAGACUGUGUUGUGGUUAUGCCAACUGGCGGAGGGAAAAGUCUUUGUUAUCAACUGCCUGCUCUAAUUUCAAAAGGAUUCACUUUAGUUGUAAGUCCUUUGAUAUCACUCAUGGAGGAUCAAUUGAUUCAGUUAAACAGCUUGAAUAUCCCUUCAAGACUGCUAAAUGCUUCAACGCCAAAAGAGCAAGUAACUUCCAUACUUAAUUCAAUGACUGAUAAUAAAGAUUCAUUCAAGUUACUGUAUGUAACUCCUGAAAGAUUAGCUAAAAGCAAAAGGUUCAUGAAUAAACUCGAAAAGGCAUAUGAAUGUAAAUUGUUAACCAGAAUAGCAAUUGAUGAAGUUCAUUGUUGUUCACAGUGGGGUCACGAUUUUAGACCAGAUUACAAAUUUCUGAAUGUGCUCAAAAGACAAUUUCCAACGAUCCCACUGAUUGGGUUAACGGCUACGGCAACAAAUGAUGUCAUCGAUGAUGUCAUGAAAAUGCUCUCCAUUCCAGAAGCUCUGAUAUUCCGCUCUCCUCUUAAUCGUUCCAAUCUUUUUUAUGAGGUUAGAAUGAAACCAAGAAAUAAUAAAGAAUUCACCGAAGAAUUGCUCAAGAUGAUCACCAAACAAUUUAAUGGACAAUCAGGCAUUAUAUAUUGCCUUACUCAAAAGGACACAGAGGAAUUGACAAAAGAACUGAAUAACAAAGGAGGCCGAGUUGCUUGUUACCAUGCCAAUAUGGAUGUUGAUCAUCGAAAUAAGGUUCAUCUGAAAUGGAUUUCUGGUGUCAUUCAAGUGGUGAUAGCGACUGUUGCAUUUGGCAUGGGCAUCGAUAAGUCGAAUGUUCGUUUUGUGAUUCAUCAUUCCAUCAGCAAGUCUAUGGAAAAUUAUUACCAGGAAAGUGGACGAGCUGGAAGAGAUGAUGUUCAGUCUCAUUGCAUAUUGUACGCCGGGUUUUCUGAUGUAUCUCGACAGAGCACAAUGGUCUUCACUGAAAAGACUGGACUGGAAAAGUUGUAUGGAAUGGUUGCCUACGCAUACAACGUGCACGAUUGUCGCCGGAGUUUGAUUUCCAAUCAUUUUGGAGAGAAAUGGAGCAGUAACGAUUGCAAAAGCAUGUGUGAUCAUUGCACCUCUAAUGAUCAACAGCAAGUCCAUGUCAAGAGAAACAUCGCUAAAGAUUUGAUUGACAUACUGGCUAUCAUGAAAAAAUGUCAAGAUUCGAAACAAAGAAUUACCUCAUUAAAGCUUUUAGAUUUGUGGAUUGGAAAGUCAUCUGCUAGCACAAAAAAAAAUAAUGAUCAAAGAGUCAUUGAUAAAGAUCUUGGAGAACGAAUUUUAAUCCAUUUAUUGUUGGAAGGUUACUUAAGAGAAGAUUUCCACUUUACGCCCUACAACACCAUCAGUUAUUUGUUACCAGGAAGCAGAUCAGACGACGUGACCAACAGUCAUGCAAUUGAAUUAAUUCUUCCAACUAUUACAAGAGAGACCAACAAUACAAAUAGUAUACCAACAAAACGAAAACGCCAAAUUGAGGAGAUUGUUUUAAAUGAUGAUGACGAUGAUGAUGGCGAUGAUUUUCACGAGAGUAAUAAACCUAAAUGUAAGAAAAUAAAAAGUUGA
Molecule: messenger RNA, 1896 nt
Organism: Helobdella robusta
Lineage: Eukaryota; Metazoa; Annelida; Clitellata; Rhynchobdellida; Glossiphoniidae
Exons: 13
Coding region: 1-1896 (631 amino acids)
Biological process (GO): double-strand break repair via homologous recombination
Cellular component (GO): chromosome; cytoplasm
Molecular function (GO): nucleic acid binding; 3'-5' DNA helicase activity; four-way junction helicase activity
Source: RefSeq, a predicted model, not a curated record